Messenger RNA from Impatiens glandulifera, 1995 nucleotides. Its product is annotated as LRR receptor-like serine/threonine-protein kinase IOS1. The record is from RefSeq and is a predicted model, not a curated record. The coding region runs from base 1 to 1857 and encodes 618 amino acids. The transcript is spliced from 9 exons. Gene Ontology annotation, molecular function: protein binding. Lineage: Eukaryota; Viridiplantae; Streptophyta; Magnoliopsida; Ericales; Balsaminaceae.
AUGGCAACUCGUCUGCUACCUCUGAUUGUUUUAGCUCUAUCAUCUUUCAUGAUCUAUGCUACCAAUAUGAAUAUUGAUUGUGGAACAACAACGUCAUACUACACGGAUGCCAACUCGAUCAUAUGGAUCGGCGACGAGGACCUAAACACAAACGGAAUCGUGCGAACGGUGGGUAAGGACAACUCCAAUUCAUACGUUAUGGAUUCGAUGAGAGUUUUCACUUCCCUUAAUAGAAACUGUUAUGACAUUCCAAGCACGAGCGGUAAUAAGGUCUUUAUAAGGACAAGUUUUUACUACGGUAAUUACGACGGGAAAUCAGCACCCCCGUCGUUUCUCCUAACGUUGGACGGAAACUCGUGGGUGACGGUCGAGACGACAUCUAAUACUGUCGUCUCUCACGAGGCUAUUUGGGUGGUGAAAGGAGAUACGGUUAGCAUUUGUCUUUGUCAAACUAAAUCCGGCCAGGUCCCUUUUAUUUCGGCUCUUCAAGUUUACGAUAUGGAUUCUAGUAUGUAUAGCAAAGUCUCCGAUUCAUUUACAUUGUUCACCGCGUUCAGAGUGUCUUACGGAACCGACCAAACCAUCAGGUAUAGCGACGAUGCAUAUGAUCGAAUAUGGAACCCUGCUAGUAUCGGAACAGGUUUGUUAGUGAAGACUAACGACAAUCCAUUGUCAAGCACUGAUUUACCCGAUCAACCGCCUGUAGCUGUGUUCGCAAACGCCAUAACAACGCUGAGCAUUUCACAAUCCAUACAAGCUACAAUUCCUGUGGCUCUAUCCCCUGUUUACAUUAACUUUUACUUCUCCGAAGUUACACAACUCGACACCACCACCGACAGUAGAUUGUUUAGGAUCUUCAUGAAUAACAAUUCAAUCUCCGGUCCAAUCUCACCGCCUUAUGGAGAUGCGUUGGAGAUGUCAUUCGCAAAUCUCAACCUUACUUCCGACACCAUUUUCUCAUUGGAUGCUACUGGAAACUCGACACUGCCGCCUAUCAUUAGCGCCAUGGAGGUUUUUCAAGUCGUGGCGGGUCUAAACGCUCAAACUAACAGUCUCGAUUUUGACGGAUUAUCUCAGAUUUUUAAAACCUUUAGUACUAAACAACAGAGCCUAUGGGGAGGCGAUCCCUGUCUUCCGGCACCAUAUUCAUGGGACUGGAUUGGUUGCUCUAGCGACACCAUGCCGAGGGUCACGGAACUGAAUGUGAGUGGAUAUGGGUUGUCCGGAUCUUUACCUGAUUUCAGUUCCAUGACUGCUCUUGAAAUCAUAGAUCUGAGUGAUAAUAGUUUCUCUGGAGGCAUUCUUGAUUUUCUUGGAACAUUUCCCAAUCUCAAGCAACUGAACUUGGCAAACAACCAAUUCAGUGGACCAAUACCCUCUUCAAUAUCAAAAAACAACAAGAUCAAAUUUACAGUGACAGGUAACCCUGAUGUGUGCGCGACUGGAUCAUCGUGUGCCACAUUGGACUCCACACCCACAUCCGUGGGAACCACACCAACGCCGUUUGUGGUCACGUCUAGGAAGAAGAAAAGCAACACCGGAGCAAUUGUCGGGUCCAUAGUUCCAAUCUUCGUCGUUUUUUGGGCUGUUGUCGGUGGAUUGGUGGUGAGGCACAAGAGACAAAAGGCCGCCAUGGCUGCAGUCGGAGGAGUAGGAGCCGGAACUGGAGUGCAAGGAAGUGCGGGCGGUGUAGUCGGGCAAAAGCCAAAUGGGAACGUGAAUCAGAACCCGGAAGCGUCGCCCGCAUAUCUUUUAGGGAAACAGUUUGGGGCCGGCGUGACCGAGGAAAUUAUAGACAACCAACAACAACAUCAAGGAGAUGAGCAAAAUAACAAUCAUAACUACAAUAAUGUUUGAGUGGUUCUAAAGUAAUGAGAAGCUUAUUUAUUGUAUUUUCCCUUUUUUCUAGUUUGUUUCAAUUUAUUUUACAUUAUUAGAUCAAAUUGUACCUAAUUCUUUUCUGAAAUUUAAUAAAAUUAUUAUUUAUUGUUAUAA